CAGUUUCAUCUCUCUCACAGUCUCACCUUCAUCUCACUUCACGGUCUCUCUUACGCCGCCGUUCGCCAGAAGUCUCACUCUCAUCUCUCGCAGCAAUGGCGGGGGGCAAGAUGAAGAGGGAGAAGCCAAAGGCGGCGACGAAGAGUACACCGUAUCAGGGAGGGAUUUCGUUCCACAAAUCCAAAGGUCAGCAUAUUCUUAAAAAUCCUUUGUUGGUCGACUCUAUAGUUCAAAAGUCUGGAAUCAAGAGCACCGAUGUGAUCCUUGAAAUUGGUCCCGGUACUGGUAAUCUCACCAAGAAGCUUCUUGAAUGCGGUAAGAUGGUUAUUGCAGUCGAGCUUGAUCCUCGUAUGGUGCUCGAGUUGCAGAGGCGGUUUCAGGACACUCCUUAUUCUACUCGGUUGAAGGUUAUCCAAGGAGAUGUUCUCAAGACUGAACUUCCCUAUUUUGAUAUAUGUGUUGCAAAUAUUCCUUAUCAAAUAUCAUCUCCUCUCACAUUCAAGUUGCUAAAUCAUCAACCUUCGUUUCGGUGUGCAAUCAUAAUGUUCCAGAGGGAAUUUGCAAUGAGGCUAGUUGCUCAACCUGGUGACAAACUUUACUGUCGUUUAACUGUAAACACCCAACUCCUAGCUCGAGUAUCCCACCUCCUCAAAGUUGGGAAGAACAAUUUCCGUCCUCCACCAAAGGUGGACUCGUCUGUAGUUCGAAUUGAGCCCAGGAAACCGCGUAUUGAGGUGAAGCAAAAGGAGUGGGAUGGAUUUUUGAGAAUCUGUUUCAAUCGAAAGAACAAGACCCUCGGUUCAAUUUUUAGGCAGAAGAGUGUUCUUACUUUGCUAGAAAAGAACUACAAGACGUUGUGUGCACUUAAUCUCCCUCAGCAAGGUUCUGCCAAUAACGACGACGGUGAUUUUGAUUAUUCGAGGUUUGGCGAUUCGAAUGAGGAUCAAACCAUGGAAGUAGACGACGAUGGAGCUGACGAAGAGAUGGAUAUGGACGAUAGUGAUGCCGAAGUGGGGGAGGGGGAGGCUUCUGAAUUUAAGAAUAAGGUUUUGAGUGUUCUGAAGGAGGGAGAUUUUGAAGAGAAGAGGUCAUCUAAACUCACCUUACAAGAGUUCUUAUACCUACUCUCUUUGUUCAACAAAGCUGGUAUCCAUUUUUCUUGAUCUAGUUCUGUUCUCCCCCCAUAUUAGUAUAGUCAUACCCAAUUUUGUAUUUUUUCUGUUUUUUUUUUCCAACUGCUUCUCUAUGACUGGCAAUUGGUAGGCCAUUUUUAUAUCUUCUACUUGAGUAAUUAGAACUAUUUAUUGAAAUCCGUUAUCUGUAUGUUUCUCAUUA
Messenger RNA from Momordica charantia (bitter melon), 1335 nucleotides. It is a transcript of the gene DIM1A, whose product is annotated as Ribosomal RNA adenine dimethylase family protein. Lineage: Eukaryota; Viridiplantae; Streptophyta; Magnoliopsida; Cucurbitales; Cucurbitaceae. Gene Ontology annotation, molecular function: rRNA (adenine-N6,N6-)-dimethyltransferase activity. The record is from RefSeq and is a predicted model, not a curated record. Gene Ontology annotation, cellular component: nucleolus. Gene Ontology annotation, biological process: rRNA methylation.